GGUCAGGGAAAUUUCAUUUUUCCAAUGCUCUUGUCCCUUGCUGAGCUUUAGUCCAUACAUAGGCAUGCUGCCGAUUCAGAUUCAAGGAUUUGGUGUAUGUACCUAGAGAUUUUGUAGAACUUCCUCAGGAGACAGCUUGCCCGAGUAUAUUAUCUUAGGUACUAUUAGGUUGUGAAAAAAAUGGUUUACAACACGAUUUGCUCAAAGCCGACUCCGAACACGAUUUUGUUCACAUCUGGAAUGAACAUCUCGCACUCAAAGUUGUCGAUGCCACGAACAACAGCGAAGAUCAAGUAGUCGUCGUGCUUGAGACCGCAGCGAGAGCAUGGAUACUUCCCGGUGUGCACACGAUCCCAUGCUUCGCGGUUAAGAUGAACAAGUUGACAGCGGCCACAAAUAAAAGCUUCGGGCGGCAAAGAAGCUGGCGUGAUGACCUUCUCUGACUCCGGCACGAAGACCUCCGAGUCCGCGGCCAUGGAGUCCACGACCUCCAUCUCCGAGGACAGCAUCGUCGACUCCAUGGAGUCUGGCACCAUCUCCAUCUCCAUCUCGACGGAGUCCUGCGCGAUGAUGGAGUCCACUGCCUCCAUGGACUGCAGGGGGUCGACGGAGUCCGCGGCCAUGGAGUCCAGCAGCAGGUCGACGGAGUCCGCGGCAACGGACAACAGCUGCUCGACGGAGUCCGCGACGGACAGCAGCAUGUCGACGGAAUCCACGGCGACCUCCUCUGAGCCCUGCCCGACGUCGUCCGUGGCGACCUCCUCCGACUCCGGCGUGGUCUCCAUCUCCAUCUUGGACUCCGGCGAGGCAUCCAUGGAGCGGCGCGUGGCGUGCGGCGCGUGA
Molecule: messenger RNA, 843 nt
Organism: Sorghum bicolor (sorghum)
Lineage: Eukaryota; Viridiplantae; Streptophyta; Magnoliopsida; Poales; Poaceae
Product: papilin-like
Exons: 1
Coding region: 430-843 (137 amino acids)
Source: RefSeq, a predicted model, not a curated record